AUGAAAGAUAGGGUAUUGAAAGCUGAAGAGAAACAAGAUUUUAUCAGCAAGCUUCCUGAUGAAAUCUUGAGCAUCAUAAUUUCUUACCUUCAUGUUGAUGAAGCUGUUAGAUGCAAUGUUCUCUCUACGAGAUGGGAAGGUAUGUGGAAACUAGCUCCACACAUGGAAUUCGAUGCAAAGCACAUGAUCAAGCCAUUAUCCCAGCUUCUUCAUAAGAGGAAAUCUCACAAAGUACCUUGUUUCCAUCCUGAUCCAUCCAAGAACAAACAAGUCUCAAGAGAUGAAAUUUGUAAGCCUGAUUUCUCACCCGGGUUGUUUAGUGGUUUGUGCUCACUUGAAUUGGUUAAUUACACAAUUGAUUCUUGGGCUGCAUUUGAGGGCUGCAUCAACCUCAAGAAUCUUAAAUUGGAGAGGAUUUACUUGAAUGAUAUAAGCCUAAGUGGGAUUUUAGAAGCAUGUAAAGGCUUGGAGAAUUUUAGUUUGGUUGAGUCCACUGGGUUUCAGACACUCAUCAUUGUGAAAUCAAGCCUUAGAGUUUUACAACUCCAAGCUUUAUGUUUGGAUGAGGUAGAAAUUAAUUGCCCCAAUCUUGAAGUGCUGCAGCUUGAUUCUGUAAAAUGUCCACUGCAACAUUUAAUUAUUAAUGCUCCAAGCCUAAGGACUUUUCAUUCUUACUGCUACUCCAUUUUUGCAAGACUUCUUCCCAUUAAUGAAGGUAGAUAUGUUCUGAAAACCCAUGAGAUUCUUGCACACUGCAGCAGUUCUCUUUCGGAAUCUCCAAAUGGUAAUUUCCUUCAAAAUUUGUCAAACAUGUCAAUGGAUUUGAAUUUGAACUGCAUAAGUGAAGUCAUGGAUCUAUCUUUGGUCUUGAGAUUUUGUACCAAUUUACAAACACUGGAAGUUGCUCUGCCGACUUUGACUCAUAAAAACUCUGACCAUGGUAGCUCUGAUGAUUGUGCAACACCAUACCCUAUAUCGAUGCUUUUUGAGUCGUGCCAUUGUAUUCAUAAGAUGCUGAAGUCUGUGUACAUAAGAAGGUUUAGAGGGAAAGAACAUGAAAUGGAAUUUGUGAAGUAUAUAAUAACAAGAGCAACCAUGAUGAAAAAGAUUACAAUAAAAUCAAAGAACUCAAAGAGAGAGGCUGAAAGUUUGCUAUCACUUCCCAAAGCUUCCCGCAAUCUCUGCAUCAAUUUGAAGAUUAAUGUCAAUCCUAUGAAAUAG
This is a messenger RNA of Lotus japonicus, 1221 nucleotides long. Its product is annotated as putative F-box protein At1g67390. The transcript is spliced from 4 exons. Lineage: Eukaryota; Viridiplantae; Streptophyta; Magnoliopsida; Fabales; Fabaceae. Gene Ontology annotation, molecular function: protein binding. The record is from RefSeq and is a predicted model, not a curated record. Bases 1 to 1221 code for a protein of 406 amino acids.